Messenger RNA from Stylophora pistillata, 2337 nucleotides. RefSeq names its product serine/threonine-protein kinase VRK1. Gene Ontology annotation, biological process: protein phosphorylation. The record is from RefSeq and is a predicted model, not a curated record. Lineage: Eukaryota; Metazoa; Cnidaria; Anthozoa; Scleractinia; Pocilloporidae. Gene Ontology annotation, molecular function: ATP binding; protein kinase activity.
AUUCUCCAAAUUUGGUAAACUUUGCCAUAAAUGGAUAUACCGGAUGGCGGGAAAUCGAAAGGCUUGGCGACCGCUCAGGCGAAGUUUUCCCACUGAUGUGGACGAAGAGCGGAAGAAAUAACUUGUCAAAUUAUAACCUAACGCAACAUGCGCAAGGCUAGGCCAGGGAAAAGGAAGGCGCCCACCACCAGUGCACCUGUACCCGUGAAGAAGCAACCUCGUAAGCCCCGAGGAAUGGUUGAAUUGCCACCAGGAAUCGUCUUGACGGAUCUUACCAAGAAAAAGUGGCGGUUGGGAAGGUUGUUAGCAUGGGGUGGCUUUGGAGCACUUUACUUAGCUUCCCCUGACAGUGGAUCACCUGUUAAUGAAACUGCUGAACAUGUUGUUAAAGUGGAGCCACAUGCAAAUGGCCCUUUAUUUACAGAACUUGCAUUUUAUCAGCGUGUGGCUAAACCAGAACUAAUAAAAAGCUGGUGUCAGUCACGGCAUCUAAAACAUCUUGGUGUCCCAAUGUUUUUGGGAUCUGGAUCAUUUGAACAUGGCUCCAGGAAGCUGCGAUUUCUAGUUCUGGAGCGGUUUGGGAAGGACGUUGACGAGCUUUUCCUAAGCAAUGACCGAAAGUUUGAUGUGACAACAGUGUUGAUGCUUGGUCUAAGAGUUAUUGAUGCUCUGGAGUACAUCCACUGUCACGAAUAUACCCAUGGAGACAUUAAAGGCUCAAAUCUCAUGAUGGGAUUCUCAAAGUCAAAAUCUGGUCAAGUGUAUUUGCUGGACUAUGGUCUUGUGUAUCGGUUUUGUCCUGAUGGGAAUCAUAAAGAAUAUAAAGAAGACCCUAAAAGAAAACAUGAUGGAACAAUAGAGUUUACCAGCAGAGAUGCACAUAAUGGUGUAGUCACCUCUCGCCGCAGUGACUUGGAGAUUCUGGGUUUUGUGAUGCUACAGUGGUUGUGUGACAGACUUCCUUGGGAAAAAAAUCUUCAGAAUAAGGAAUAUGUGAAGAAUGAAAAGGAUAAGUAUAUGAAAAACAUUCCAAAAUUAAUGAGGGACUGUUUUCACGACAAUCAUCAAGGUGAAGUUGAGAUACAGAAGUACCUGGAAUACAUCAACUCACUGAAAUAUGAAGAUGAACCAAACUAUGAAUACAUUCGUAAGCUGUUUAGAGAUGGCCUUAAAAAGAGGGGAUGUACAGAUGAUGGAAAGAAUGUAAAUUUCACAAAGGUGAGCUCAGCCACUGCAGAUCUUUGCAAUGGUUAUAACUCAGAAGAAAAAGAGACCAGGGAUAAUGCUGCAAAAAGAACAUCUCCAAGGAAGCGUAAGUCAGAGGACACAAGUGUGUCUCCUACAGCUAAGAAAUCUAAAGCCAGCCCAGGGAAAAAAGUCAUAGCAAGUAGAGGAAGAGCUCCUUCCAAACAACAAGCUGAAGCUGCCAGACCAAGAGCUGUUAGAGGAAGUCAAAGAAAACCAAUUACGGUUGAUUCAGCAACUUCACCAUAAGCUAGUUGUGGCCUAUGCUGAAUAAAUAGGAUCAUUUUGUGUUAUUUUUCUCCCUGACAAUCAGUGUUGUUGGGAAUAAAUAGCAAAGGCAACAGGACUGUGCCCACCACAUCACAGCAUUAAAAAAGCGUGGGUGAAAUGGAAGGGGUAAACUGAUUUCAUUUAAACAUGGGACAAGAUGUAGAAUGUGCCAUACAAACAGCAAACUUUUCAUGUACUCAAAUGUACCAGACUCAAGUAUAUUAGAACAUAACAACUUACAAAUGAUAUUGAAAUUACCAAGUACCAUGAUACAUGGUUAAUUUACCUAGAUCAAAUAAAAUAUUGUCAUCAGAUUUAGUAGCAAGAGAUGUCCAGAAAUGCAUAUAAUAUCAAAAAUGGUGAAAUUUCAUCACAAUCGUCAAAUCCAUGAGGCUGAUUUUGCUUUGACAGAUUUGACUAAAAUUUGUCAAACAGUCAAUUCUGCUAAACUGAUUUUACUUUGACAAAUUUGCUGAAAUUUGCCAAAAAUGUCAAAUUCAUGAACAUUCACUCGGUUGGACGAUUUUAGCAAAAUUUUGCCCUUUUAGUUACAGCAUACAUUUUUGGAUAUAAGUGUUAGUAGCCUACCAUGAAAACACUACGAGGCAAAGGUUAAAUUUCAUUUUAGAUUAAGACAGUUAUUUGAUUACAGCUUUGUUUAUUAUGGUGUUUGGUGCCUGAGAAACAAAUAGCUGGCAACACUGUGUCAUCCUGAUGUAUGGUGGUGUAAAUAUUAUUUCAGUACAUGUUAUGUACUGGUACUUAAGUAAAGUUCAUCUUGUAAGGCAGUGAAGUAAAUAAUAAAGUAAUGCAUGGUAUUAA